GGCUUACAUUCAAAUAAGCUAUUUGUAGACUAUGGUUUAAUUUUACUUUUUUCGCAUGUUUCCUUUGAAACGUCUUUCUGGUACCUUUGUGUCACUUUGGGAUGCACAGGUAAACGACACUUGUAUAUGCACCUCAAUAAUGCCACAGAACGUUUUCAGUAUUAAUUUCGGAAUUUGUCAAACAGUAACAAAAGAUGCGACAAGUGACGAUUCACUUUUUUGCAGAAAAAUGGUUGACGAACGAACUCGUCAAAUUUCCGAGAAGUCCGCAGAAAAAGCCCGACAAGAAAGCGACAGAAUGGAUAGCAAAAAGCAAUCAAGUGAAAAGAUUUGCCAAAAGGAACGAGAGAGACAAGAAAAGGCCGAGACGUGGAAACACUCGCGGAUCGAAGCCAUGAGAGAACGAAGAACACAACACGAGGAAAUGGAGAACAGUUAUGAAAGAGCCGCACAAGAACAGGAGUCGCAAAGACUGAGUGGACUGAAGGAUCGCGAGCAAAGGAGAGUGGAAGCUCACCACGAUCGCUUGGUAACCGAGAGAAGAAUGGGACUAGAUAGGGAAGAUCAGUUGAAACAACGAGAAAUGGAACGUCAGGCGAGAAUAGAUAAGAUUAAAAACACCGCGGAACGAAGAAAAGAAAUGAAAAUUCACGUGAAACAACAGAAUGAACAGAAAUAUCGAGCAAGCAUUCUUCCCUAGACACAAAGGGGCAUAAUGAGGAUAAAGGACUAGACAAUAGCUUGUUUGCCGAUCAGUACUGAACAGUACUGAACUAGAAAAUAGAUACUUUACCUGAACACCAGUCCUUUCCUUCUUCAAUAGCACGAAAAGCAUGUAACAACGUGGGACGCAAGACUCUCCAUCUCUCUUUGUUUUGUUGUUGUCGUUGUUUUUUCUCUCCUCUGCUUCUCGUGCCCCGAGCUUUCAUGCGCUCUUCGAAAUCUUGAAAAGAUAUAGAACUUCUACUGAUACGUUCGGUAUUCUCGUUCCCAGAACUAAAUGCAUGUAUAGAUUUCUCACUCGUUUGAGGGAAGAAUAAACGUUAUUCUUUCCCUUUCUCAACGCUCAGAAUUCUCAAGAAAACUAUGUUAAGGCCCUUGCUCUAUUCCACUCGUGAAAUGAAACGGAAAUGACGCGCUCGGCUUGUACAGAUGGGCGCGACUGCAGGCCCAACUGUAACAACUUGUUAGGUUUAAUUUGCCAAAACGAAGUCAUUGUAAAAGUCGGGUAUGGAUGCGUGUUCAUGUAAAUACUUAGCUGUUAUGGGGAGAAUAUCGAUAAGGAACGUUACACAGAGAGAUUAAAUCAAAUAUAAAUGAAACGUGUAUUGAUUGCCCGAUUAUUAAUUUUCAAUGGAGGGAGCUUUGUACAAAAUACAGAUCUUCAUAACUAUCACUGCUUUUGUGUAUUAAAGAAAUCUGUGGACUCUUUAUAA
This is a messenger RNA of Orbicella faveolata, 1436 nucleotides long. RefSeq lists its product as uncharacterized. NCBI's taxonomy places the organism in Eukaryota, Metazoa, Cnidaria, Anthozoa, Scleractinia, Merulinidae. The record is from RefSeq and is a predicted model, not a curated record.